AAUUUUGACUGUUAAAACAAAGUGAAAAGGACGAUACGGUUUUCAACCGGACUUGAACCGAUAUGAUCGACCCGAAGACCCGAAAGCGUACGACGCGUCUCGAUGCAGCCCCAAUUUUCUGAUAUGGGGAUUUUCCCAUCCAGAAUCAUCAGCGGACAACCAGUUCUGCCGGCGUGCUUUUCCGGCUUGUUCCGGCCGUAUAGUUUUCAUAUUGAUUCCACAAAUUAGUGUCGUUUAUCUCGAUCGACGAAUUCGUGGUGUAAUCAUGACCGUUUCCGAAGACGAAGACGAACAUCUGGCUCACUUUUUAGAGUCCGAGGUUCUUUCGGAGAUCUCCGAUCAGGAGGAUGCAAGAUCCAAUGAAGAGGAUGUGCGGCAGCCGAAGAGGCUUCGGGUGGAGCAAAAUGUUGGCGUGAGUAACAGAGGAAUAACUCCAAGGAGGAUAGAUGAUGGUUUCUUUAGCAGGAUUCCUCCCGAGCUCUUCCCACACAUCCUUAAGUUUCUCUCCUCUGAGGAUCUUGUUGCAUGCUCAUUGGUCUGUAGAUUCCUAAAUUUUGCAUCUUCCGAUGAAUCCUUGUGGCGUCGCCUGUACUGUAUGCGGUGGGGUAUCCUGCCACCAACAAAAAAGUUGCGUGAUCGUGCAUGGAAGAAGCUGUAUAUCCAGCGUGAUGAAGAAGACAUGGUUGAGUUUGUUAGGAAUUGCCCCAAUGAGUUCAAAGAGUACUACAUCCAAAUGCAAGUAGCGAAGAGAAGCCAAGCACCUCUUCCUUCUCAGUUGAAAGAUGACUGGAUGAUUCUGGACAAGUCUGUUGCCGAUCAAGUUUCCAUAUGGAAGAGCAACAAAGGACUGACUGAUAAAGUGUUCUCGGAUCAUGCUUGUUCUGGAGACACUUGUUCUUACUAUCAAAUUGGAGAUGUUUUUGUUUGUGAGAAUACUGGAUACGUUCAUGUGUGUGAUGAUACUUGCAAGGAGGUUGUUCUUGAUCCAGAAAAUGAGCUCUUGGUGUGUACAAUUUCGGGCCAUUGUUUCGAUCGUUUGCUUUCCCCGUCGGAAAUUGGAGGAGAUAUGGAAGAACAGCAGCAAGGUGGUGCAACGGAUGAAGCAGAGCCGUUCAUGGGAUCCGGCCGUUUUGCGCGGGCUUACCAGUUGGGUUAUAACUGUGAAGACGAAAAAGAGCUUGAAGCCUGCCUCAGGUUCUGCUGAAACCCAAUUUUUGGUUUUUCCUACAUCUCCAUUCCCUGCAACCGUAAUUUGAUAUUGUAGCGUUAUUAAAUAAUUAUAUUCUGUAAUCUGUACGAUAUUUCAAAAUCAAAGAAGUGGCAACUAGUUGUCUUACAAUA
Cynara cardunculus var. scolymus (artichoke) is the source of this 1341-nucleotide messenger RNA. Its product is annotated as F-box protein SKIP31. The coding region runs from base 266 to 1204 and encodes 312 amino acids. The transcript is spliced from 9 exons. The record is from RefSeq and is a predicted model, not a curated record. Lineage: Eukaryota; Viridiplantae; Streptophyta; Magnoliopsida; Asterales; Asteraceae. Gene Ontology annotation, molecular function: protein binding.